GGCGCGUGCUCUGCUGUGUCUGUCGGAGUUGGCGCGAACGUGCACGCCGGCGCGAGACAAAGAGUAUCCUGCUGCGCUCCCGUGAAACUUCACCGGUAUCCCGCUAUCGGUUCAGUCUGUGUGGGAGAGCUGUUCGUUGAGGCGUUAUGGCUGAUAAAGAAGCUGCAUUCGAUGACGCGGUGGAGGAGAGGGUGAUAAAUGAAGAAUACAAAAUAUGGAAGAAAAACACCCCUUUUCUCUACGAUCUGGUAAUGACCCAUGCACUGGAGUGGCCAAGUCUUACUGCUCAGUGGUUGCCCGAUGUCACCAGACCUGAAGGGAAGGAUUUUAGUGUGCAUCGUCUGGUUCUUGGCACACAUACCUCUGAUGAGCAGAACCAUCUGGUUAUUGCCAGCGUCCAGCUGCCCAAUGAUGAUGCCCAGUUUGAUGCCUCACAUUAUGACAGUGAAAAAGGAGAGUUUGGUGGUUUUGGCUCUGUGAGUGGCAAAAUAGAGAUUGAGAUUAAAAUUAAUCAUGAGGGAGAGGUGAAUAGGGCUCGCUACAUGCCACAGAACCCCUGCAUCAUUGCCACCAAGACCCCCACAAGUGAUGUGCUGGUCUUUGACUACACCAAGCACCCCUCCAAACCUGACCCCUCCGGAGAGUGCACUCCUGACCUGCGUCUUAGGGGGCAUCAGAAGGAGGGUUAUGGUCUGUCCUGGAACCCCAACCUGAGUGGCUGCCUGCUGAGUGCAUCUGAUGAUCAUACUAUCUGUUUGUGGGACAUCAGCACAGUGCCUAAGGAAGGAAAGAUAGUGGACGCCAAGACCAUUUUCACUGGGCACACUGCUGUGGUGGAGGAUGUGUCCUGGCACCUGCUACACGAGUCGCUCUUUGGGUCUGUGGCUGACGACCAGAAGCUUAUGAUCUGGGACACGCGCUCCAAUAACACAUCCAAGCCCAGUCAUGCAGUGGAUGCCCACACUGCAGAGGUCAACUGCUUAUCCUUCAACCCUUACAGCGAGUUCAUUCUGGCAACUGGUUCUGCUGACAAAACUGUUGCAUUGUGGGAUCUGCGAAACCUCAAGCUGAAACUUCACUCAUUUGAGUCACACAAAGAUGAAAUCUUCCAGGUUCAGUGGUCGCCCCAUAAUGAGACCAUCCUGGCCUCCAGUGGAACAGACAGGAGACUCAAUGUGUGGGACCUCAGUAAAAUCGGUGAGGAACAGUCACCCGAAGAUGCAGAGGAUGGACCUCCUGAGCUACUGUUUAUUCACGGAGGCCAUACAGCUAAGAUUUCAGACUUCUCUUGGAAUCCAAAUGAACCGUGGGUUAUUUGUUCUGUAUCUGAGGACAACAUCAUGCAAGUCUGGCAGAUGGCGGAGAACAUCUACAAUGAUGAGGACCCAGAGGGGGCAGCAGAUACUGAGGUCCAGGGAUAAAAAAAUAAUACAACAGCUCUCAAUCUUCACACCAACCCACUCUCAGCAUAAGAUGUCUUUUUUCAAAACUCUGUCACAUCUACACAGUAGUGAAGAUCAAGUGCUUGACCCUACAUAAUAAAAUAGGAACAGUUGAUUAUAACUUCAAACACUUUUCUACUAUGUUAAUAGAGUAUUUUUCUAAGAUAUGUCAGUUGAUUGAUCAUCGGCAUUGACCAGAAUGUGAGCUAAAUAACCCUUUUCACCCUAUUCAACCCGGUUUCUCAUUGGGAUUUUAAGUAUGCUUUAAAAGUAUUACUUAAAAUAUAAAAAUGUAUACAGAUAUGUAGUAUAUUGUUUUGACAUGCGUGCAGUGGUUCAUUGGUAAUGUUCAGUAGAUUUUUUAAGUUGAAAAUCAAUUUUUUGAAGCAUCCAUUUAAAUACAUGACUAGAUAUAUUGAUAACUUAAGCUCUUGUGUACUCUUUUGAGCUUCACGUAAUGUUAAGGUGGUAUGUUGUUUAAUGUCUUUUUAAUAUUGUGACUUUUUUCAGUGACUUUGUCCAUUCUGUUGUACAGAACAUUAUGAAUAAACUUUUUGUUGUUA
Myxocyprinus asiaticus (Chinese sucker) is the source of this 2005-nucleotide messenger RNA. RefSeq names its product histone-binding protein RBBP4. NCBI's taxonomy places the organism in Eukaryota, Metazoa, Chordata, Actinopteri, Cypriniformes, Catostomidae. Gene Ontology annotation, biological process: regulation of gene expression. The coding region runs from base 147 to 1421 and encodes 424 amino acids. Gene Ontology annotation, molecular function: histone binding. The record is from RefSeq and is a predicted model, not a curated record. Gene Ontology annotation, cellular component: NuRD complex; ESC/E(Z) complex; nucleus. The transcript is spliced from 12 exons.